CCUAGAGAACAUUUAAUAGAUGGCAUGAUAUUGAAUAUAGCUCUGAAUCAGUUAUGGCUUAUAUGAUUCCAUAUCAGAUGCCCAAACUAUUGAAAGAGCCUUGUGUAACUGGCAACCUUGACCUGAUUGUGUUGGCUUAGAAGUAAGUCCCACAGAAUUCAACUGGUCUUACUUUCAGCCCAGGAAGAUCCCUCUGCUAGAAGAAACCAGAUGCUGACGCAGUUGCCACCUCAACUCCAACCUCCCUUUCUCUCUGGUUCUGAACAGCAUGGAUAUAUUGCUGAUCUGUUACCUCUUUGAUUUUCUGCUUGCUAUUGGGUUAGGCUUGCAGUGUGAACGAUGCAGCAGCAAUACGAGUUCCUGCACUGGGGCCCCAUAUCUUUGUCCAGAAUCUGCAAAGGCCUGCCUGAUCAUUACCACAGAGAACGUUGUUGAGAAUGACCAGUGGUUCUCCACAUAUAAAGGCUGCACACAGACCAAGAACUGUCCUUCUCUUUCCAUGAGCUUCACAUUUCCUUCUCAGCAUAAGCAAAGGACAGCCAAGUGUUGCUACCGUGAUUUCUGCAAUAAAGGAAGUGUGAAAUUGGAAAAAACAAAGAAAAAACAAAAUGGACUGAAAUGUCCAGGAUGCUUUUCCAUGGUUCCAGAAUGCCAACCCACACAGAUGUUAAACUGCCACGGUCAGGAGCGCAAAUGUGUCUACAUGGGCGUGACUGUGGAACAUGAUGAUGCGAUCUACGUGUAUGCUAAACGUGGCUGUGGGACGAAGUACGCCUGCACGAAGAAAGAACGCACAUUUGGCAUUCCUGGGCUGUAUGCAGAAAUGUGGAAGAAUAUUACAUGUUCUCAAGCGGCCAGGUGA
Python bivittatus (Burmese python) is the source of this 862-nucleotide messenger RNA. Its product is annotated as phospholipase A2 inhibitor and Ly6/PLAUR domain-containing protein-like. Lineage: Eukaryota; Metazoa; Chordata; Lepidosauria; Squamata; Pythonidae. The record is from RefSeq and is a predicted model, not a curated record.